AUGCAAAAUAUUAAAGGCUGGCUCCAUAUCAACCCCAAAGCUGCUAAAGGAACGUUUGCCCCUAAUAAUAACGUCACAUUUUCAACUGCGGACACAUAUAAGAUACCUAGAGGUAGCAUAUUCCUACCUUCUAAUAUACAUGAAUUCUCUAAUUCUAAUUCAAACUCGCAUGGUUCUCAAACUGACAAAACUAAUUCUUAUUUUGUUGAAAAUACUCAAUAUACUUACGAUAACGUCACAACUGCUUCCACAAACGAUCAAUACCACUAUGCCAAUAAUUAUAAUAAUAAUAAUAAUAAUAAUAAUAAUAAUAAUAAUAACAACGAUAACAAUCUAGAUGCCUUAAAUAUUGAUCCAAACCUUGAUUUGGACCUUGGUUUCGAUUUCUAUUCUGGUUCUAGUUUUGGUUCAUCAUCUUCUGAAGCCUUUUCUCAUAAUAAGAAGAAUAACAGGCAGAAAAAGCAAACUCAAGCCAAAAUAAACUUCAAAUUCAAUGAGCAAUCUGAAUUAGAAAGUUAUACCUUAUUAGAAAAAAUCGGUAAGGGUGCCUUUUCCGUUGUCUACCGUGCAGCUCCAAUAAUGUCAUCGACGUCUAAAACUUCUUAUUUAUCUGAAGUCUAUGAAAAUGUUGCCAUUAAAGUUAUUAAAAAAGUGGAUUUGAAGGAUUCCACAUCAAAACUGGAUACCAAACAUUCCACAUCAAGGGAGCAAGUCCUAAAGGAAGUUUCUAUUCACCAACAAGCAUCUUCACAAUGUCCAGAAAUCGUUGAUUUUAUUGAUUUCAUUGAAACAAAAUCUUAUUAUUAUAUCAUUCAAGAAUAUUUGAAAGGUGGUGAAAUUUAUGAUGAGAUUGUAAAAUUCACAUAUUUUAGUGAAGAUUUGACACGUCAUGUUAUUCAACAAUUAGCUCAUGCGGUUAAACAUUUGCAUACAUUAGGUAUAAUUCAUCGUGAUAUCAAACCUGAAAAUUUAUUAUUUGAACCCAUUGAAUUGAUUCCAUCUCAAGUUCGUAAACUAAGGAAAACAGAUAAUCCAUUUACAAAAGUAGAUGAAGGUGAAUUUAGACCAGGCAUUGGUGGGGGAGGAAUUGGUAAAGUGAAAUUAACUGAUUUUGGUCUUUCCAAGAAACUAUUCAAUGAAACUGCUGAUACUCCAUGCGGUACUAUUAGUUAUGCAUCACCAGAAAUCAUUAGAAAUAAAUCAUACACAACAAAGACAGAUUUAUGGGGUAUUGGAUGUGUUCUUUAUACUUUAUUAUGUGGAUUCCCACCUUUCUAUGCUGAUCAAAAUAAAUCUAUUACUAGGAAAAUCCGUCAUGGAGAUUAUCAUUUUUUAGCACCUUGGUGGAAUGAGAUUAGCCCGGAAGCUCAAUAUUGUGUUUCAAGAUUAUUAGAAGUGGAUCCUAAAAAACGUUAUAGCAUUGAUGACUUAUUAAAUGACCCAUGGUUGAAUAAAUACAAUGAUAUUAUUCCUCGUAAUUCCAAAAUAUUCUCUCAACCAAAUCAUAAUUUUUUACAAGGCAGUUCUGGCGAGAAAAGAAGAUUAAUCGAUAGAAACAGUUUAUCUGAUAUAGGAUCUUUACUCCAAAACUCAAGUAAUAUCGGGACAAUAACUAUCCGCCAAAAUAACCAGCAUGAUGAUGAAGAUCUUCGCAGGAAAUAUCCUUCGACUAACGGAAAAGACACAAUUUUUGAAACUGGUAUUUCCUCUACUCAAGUAUUCCAUGAUUAUCUUUCAGAUAACACCUCACUCCAUAGUCUAUUUGAAAUGGACUUGAAUACGUCGACGAUAUUUAAAAGAAGAAACAUGAAGAACAGUAACAGCAAUAGCAAUGUAUACAUUCAAAAAAGUAUACCUUUACUAUCCAUAUCUGAAUAA
Messenger RNA from Naumovozyma dairenensis CBS 421, 1878 nucleotides. It is a transcript of the gene RCK1, whose product is annotated as putative serine/threonine protein kinase RCK1. The coding region runs from base 1 to 1878 and encodes 625 amino acids. The transcript has a single exon. The record is from RefSeq and is a predicted model, not a curated record. Lineage: Eukaryota; Fungi; Ascomycota; Saccharomycetes; Saccharomycetales; Saccharomycetaceae. Gene Ontology annotation, molecular function: protein kinase activity; ATP binding. Gene Ontology annotation, biological process: protein phosphorylation.